Molecule: messenger RNA, 1910 nt
Organism: Glycine soja
Lineage: Eukaryota; Viridiplantae; Streptophyta; Magnoliopsida; Fabales; Fabaceae
Product: probable L-gulonolactone oxidase 6
Exons: 4
Coding region: 9-1745 (578 amino acids)
Cellular component (GO): membrane
Molecular function (GO): FAD binding; D-arabinono-1,4-lactone oxidase activity
Source: RefSeq, a predicted model, not a curated record
GCUUGAAAAUGAUGUCAAACAUAGCCUUCAGAUCAACUAUUGUCUUUCUUUUAUUUUCUGCGGUGCUCUCUACUCCUCCAGAGGAUCCAAUCAAGUGCGCCACUUCAGAGAACACAACCUGCACUAUCACAAACUCCUAUGGUGCCUUCCCUGAUCGAAGCAUUUGCAAAGCUGCUCAAGUGUUGUACCCCACCACCGAGCAAGAGCUUGUGUCAGUGGUUGCAUCAGCAACCAGAAACAAAACCAAGAUGAAAGUAGCUACCCGUUUUUCCCACAGCAUCCCCAAGCUGGUGUGCCCAGAAGGCGAAAAUGGGUUGUUAAUAAGCACCAAAUAUCUCAACAAAAUAUUGAAGGUUGAUGUGGAAACAAGAACAAUGACUGUGGAGAGUGGUGUGACUCUGCAGCAACUUAUAAAUGAGGCUGCAAAGGUAGGGUUGGCCUUGCCAUAUGCACCAUAUUGGUGGGGUUUGACCAUUGGAGGGCUUAUGGGAACUGGUGCUCAUGGAAGUACUUUGCGGGGGAAGGGAAGUGCUGUCCAUGAUUAUGUGGUGGAGCUUAGGAUUGUUCGGCCUGCUGGUCCUGAAGAUGGCUAUGCUAUGGUUGAGAACCUCAAUGAACAACAUGAAGAUCUCAAUGCAGCCAAAGUAUCACUCGGUGUGCUGGGGGUUAUUUCACAGAUUACUCUAAAACUAGAACCCCUCUUCAAGCGAUCCAUCACGUAUGUGGCAAAAGAUGAUUCAGAUUUGGGAGGCCAAGUGGUUGCUUUUGGAGAUGCACACGAGUUUGCAGAUAUAACAUGGUACCCAAGUCAACACAAGGCUAUCUAUCGUGUUGAUGAUCGUGUCCCAAUUAAUACAUCAGGCAAUGGUCUUUACGACUUUAUCCCUUUUCGUCCCACUCCUUCACUUGCAUCGGUUUUCAUAAGAACCACAGAGGAAAUUCAAGAAUCCACUAAUGAUGCCAAUGGAAAGUGCAUAGUUGCUAGUACCGCAUCAAAUACCCUUAUCACCGCAGCUUAUGGACUUACUAACAAUGGUAUAAUCUUCACUGGAUACCCUAUAAUUGGAUUUCAGAAUCGCCUUCAAUCAUCUGGGUCAUGCUUGGAUAGUCUUCAAGAUGCAUUGAUCACAACAUGUGCCUGGGAUCCUAGGAUGAAGGGCUUGUUCUUUCACCAAACCACAUUUAGCAUUAGGUUGUCCUUUGUAAAAAGCUUUAUUGAAGAUGUGCAAAAGCUAGUUGAAUUGGAGCCAAAGGGAUUAUGUGUCUUAGGGCUUUACAAUGGAAUGCUCAUGCGCUAUGUCACGGCUUCAAGUGCCUAUUUGGGGCACCAAGAAAAUGCUUUAGACAUUGAUAUCACCUACUACCGUAGCAAGGAUCCAAUGACUCCUAGACUUUACGAAGACAUUCUUGAAGAGGUUGAACAACUUGGGAUUUUCAAAUAUGGAGGACUACCUCAUUGGGGUAAGAAUAGGAACUUGGCAUUUGAAGGAGCCAUCAAGAAGUACAAAAGUGCCGAGUAUUUUUUGAGGGUUAAAGAGAAGUAUGAUUUGGAUGGGCUUUUCUCAAGUACGUGGACAGACCAAGUGUUGGGGCUAAAAGAUGGAGUGACAAUAUUGAAGGAUGGGUGUGCAUUAGAAGGUUUAUGUAUUUGCUUGCAAGAUAGUCAUUGCAAUCCAAGUAAAGGUUACUAUUGCAGGCCUGGCAAAGUUUAUAAGGAAGCAAGGGUUUGUACUAAUUUGAAAUGAGACCAAAUUUAUCAGAAAGGGCGAUAAUGCUGUAUGAUAAGUGAAUAACUUUUUAAAAUAAUAAAAAUAAAUUGUAUUGAUUACAAAGUUGAAAGGUUAAGUUUCUAUUGUAUUAAUUAGGACUCAUUAUGUGAAAGGUCAUGUAGUUACCUUUUAGUUUUAUUU